Molecule: messenger RNA, 1060 nt
Organism: Diprion similis
Lineage: Eukaryota; Metazoa; Arthropoda; Insecta; Hymenoptera; Diprionidae
Product: GATA zinc finger domain-containing protein 1
Exons: 4
Coding region: 67-813 (248 amino acids)
Biological process (GO): chromatin organization
Cellular component (GO): nucleus
Source: RefSeq, a predicted model, not a curated record
CGAAACACCGCAAGCCGAGGAAUGCAAGUGUAAAUCCCGUCAGUGCAGAUGUAAAUAAAGAAAAAAAUGCCGCUAGGAAUGAAGCCGAAGUGCACUAAAUGCGAAAGUACAGACAGUAUUUUAUGGCACAGUACUGAUACCGGUAAUAUCUGUAAUAAUUGUUCCGAAUCUGACCGUUGCGGGAACGCAAUUGACGAUGAUGACAAAGUUAGCAAUAAUUCAUCGAACAAUGCCAAUGCCACUGUAAAAAAUGAGUCGAAUGACGCUAAACUGCAACCCCGAAAGAGUACAAGAGUGACCAGAUACCUUAAAAACAAACCAGUUACACAGUUGAAAGUUUUGCCUAAGGGUAAAGGACGCAGACAUAUUUUCAAAAAGACACCAAUCAAAGCUCCUGCGGCUGUUGCGACGCCAGUCACCAGUGACUACGUCUUUUAUAAAGGUUCUUACAUUCAAGUUGGAGAUAUAGUGUCCAUGCAAGACAUUGAUGGCGGUAUUUACUAUGCCCAGAUACGAGGGCUUCUGACGGAUCAAUAUUGUGAGAAAAGCGCAGCAGUGACGUGGCUGAUACCAACAACUGCUAGCCCUCCGCCACAACACGGAUUUUAUCCCGAGACGUACCUAAUUGGACCUGAGGAGGACUUACCAAGAAAACUGGAGUGCAUGGAAUUCGUGAUGCAUGCACCAUCCGAUUACUACAAAUUGAAAAAUACUCCAUAUCCGCCCCCAUUGACGGAGACCGGGGCCGGUUUCGUAUGGACAUCUUUGAAACACGAAAUCAGUAUCCGCAGAAAAACAAGAAACCUGGUUUGACACCGUUGGGAGCAUCCGGGCAUUUUCAUCUGUUUGGUCAGUGGAAAGAGACGCCGUUAACUGGACAGAGGAAACAACCUCAGCUGAAGGACUGUCUAGUCAAGUAGGCGAAAGCGAUGUAACCGCUGGUCAGAACUUGAGGUCCUUUAUUGCCUGUGGUAGGUCGGGUAGUUUCAUGUCUUUUAACUGCUGCGGUAUAUUCAUAUUUUUAACUGCUGAUACAGCCCGAGCUGGAGCUGCCGUUAUU